Neolamprologus brichardi is the source of this 3513-nucleotide messenger RNA. It is a transcript of the gene ar, whose product is annotated as androgen receptor. NCBI's taxonomy places the organism in Eukaryota, Metazoa, Chordata, Actinopteri, Cichliformes, Cichlidae. The record is from RefSeq and is a predicted model, not a curated record. Gene Ontology annotation, biological process: regulation of DNA-templated transcription. Gene Ontology annotation, molecular function: zinc ion binding; sequence-specific DNA binding; DNA-binding transcription factor activity.
UUAGGAGGAGUUUGUGACUCCUGCGGCUCACCUAGGACCUUUUACCAAAACGCUUUUCACAACGUGAGAGUUGGGCUGUUGUGCUGCUGAGAACUGCGAAGACUUUUUGACGUGCAAAGUCCAGUAUCCUGGCAAAGCAAACACUUUCUAGGACAUGAGCCAAACGAGCAGACAGUUAUUUUGUGCCAAAAUCUGGCCAGAGGAUAGGAAAUCAUACACAGGCGACGUCGUGACCGCUGCCAGUAUGGCGCAAAAAACUGAAGAAAGUCGCGUCUAUUUCACCAAAAUCCCGACUGGAAGCAGUGCCGGGAGUUUGGCAGAAUCCGAGAAUGCAAACCUGUACGGAUCCGGAAACACUAUUCCGCUAGCCUGUGACAUGGAGAAACGCUGCUGCCAGACAGCUGCUGCUCCUCAGGAGGAGUUCAGCGCUGAGUGCCGAGUGGGCGACAUUCGCUCCGUUUCUGCCUGCGCUACAAUCUCAGAAACAGCCAGGGAGCUCUGCAAAGCUGUGUCCGUGUCUCUGGGUCUGACCAUGGAGUCCGGUGACACGAGCGAGGUGCACGUUUCUCUUCCCCCGUGUGCCGCAAAUGACCAAAUGAGCGCAGAGUAUUUAUUCGGGGUGGAAGCCGUGCCUGCGAACUGUCCCGGAGCCCCGGCUUCUCUCUCCGAGUACAGGUGUCCCGAGCGAGAUGAGCGCCCGCCACACGACCACAAGCAACAGGUGAAAAUGUUCAAAAGUUCAGAGCCCGCGGCGGCUUUUCAUCACCUCACUUCCACGGCGACAUCUGUGAACGCGCAAAACUUCACGCUGUGCCAGGCUGAUGACAUAACUCCGAAAGAGAUAGAUCAUCUGGACAUAGCGUCCGCUGCCUCUUGCCCUUACGCCCCAGCUGCGCCGGAGCCUUUGGCACAGUUCGGCCCCGCGGCUGCACAGAGGCCGUGCGGAGCUUACAACUCCGUGGAGGAAGCGGGAGACGUCGGGGAUGCCGGGGAGAAUAGGUCCAUGGGGGUUCAGGCAGAACGGUACGGCGUCAAAGUCAAAUCUGAGGGAAGUGCAUCUGCAGGGGCGUUGUGGGUCAGCAGGCCUAAUUACAGCUUCGGCGACAAGUACAACUCGCAGUUUUGGGGGUCGAGGCAGUGCAUGAACGUGCAGAGCUCGGGAGCGAACUCCCCGUUUAUAUGCAAUCCAUAUGACGGGACCGUAAUGCGCCGUGAACAGUGGUACCCUGGCGGGAUGCUGAGGACGCCUUAUCCCAACUCCAACUACAUGAAGGGUGAAGUCGGCGAAUGGCUGGAUGUCACUUACAACGACACCAGGUUUGAGUCCAGUAGAGAACACAUGUUUCCCAUGGAGUUCUUCUUUCCCCCACAGAGGACAUGCCUCAUCUGCUCGGACGAGGCAUCUGGCUGCCAUUACGGCGCACUCACCUGUGGCAGCUGCAAGGUUUUCUUCAAAAGGGCUGCCGAAGGCAAGCAGAAAUACCUGUGUGCCAGCAAGAAUGACUGCACUAUUGAUAAGCUAAGAAGAAAGAACUGCCCCUCCUGUCGCCUGAAGAAGUGCUUUGAAGCUGGGAUGGCUCUUGGAGCACGUAAGCUGAAGAAGAUUGGACAACAGAAAAGCCCAGAAGAAGAUCAUGGUGCUCAGGAUCCAGUGGAUCCGCAUCUCUCUCCUAAAUCUGGUGUGCAACUGAACUCCCACCUGGUCUUCCUCAACAUCCUGGAGUCCAUUGAGCCAGAGGUUGUGAAUGCAGGCCAUGACUGUGGCCAGCCAGACUCCGCUGCCACCCUGCUCACCAGCCUCAACGAACUGGGAGAGAGACAACUUGUCAAAGUGGUCAAAUGGGCAAAAGGAUUGCCAGGUUUCAGAAAUCUCCAUGUGGAUGACCAGAUGACUGUCAUUCAGCAGUCAUGGAUGGGGGUGAUGGUGUGUGCCUUGGGAUGGAGGUCCUACAAGAAUGCCAGUGGCAGGAUGCUAUACUUUGCCCCAGACCUUGUGUUCAAUGAACACAGAAUGCACGUUUCCACCAUGUACGAGCACUGCAUACGGAUGAGGCAUCUCUCUCAGGAGUUUGAGAUGUUGCAGAUCACCCAGGAAGAGUUUCUCUGCAUGAAGGCCUUGCUCCUCUUUAGCAUUAUUCCCGUUGAGGGUCUGAAGAGUCAGAAGUACUUUGACGAAUUGCGUCUCACCUACAUCAACGAACUCGACCGCCUCAUCAACUAUCAAACGACUACGAACACAUCUCAGAGGUUCUACCAGCUCACACGACUCAUGGACUCUCUCCAGAUGACCGUGAAGAAGCUCCAUCAGUUUACCUUUGACCUUUUUGUCCAGGCUCAGUCAUUUCACACCAAGGUCAGCUUUCCAGAGAUGAUUGGAGAAAUAAUCUCAGUACAUGUACCAAAGAUCUUGGCAGGUUUGGCUAAACCAAUCUUGUUUCAUAAGUAGAAGGAGAAUUUUUUUUAAAAAUCAGAAAAUGACUCAUCUUGCAGCCUCCGUAAACUUUAACUAAGGCUUUAAACUGUUUUCCCACAUCUUCAAUCUGACUGCUUUUAUCCCUGCCUUGUAAUCACAUUUUUAUUGCUCAAGGCGUUUUACGUUUGGGGUUGGGGUUUUUUGCCUUUUUAGCCAUAAUUGAGAUUGUUUCUUCAAAACUAUUAAAGCUUUUACCUGAAGAGCUGUCUUUUUAUGACAGCUUUGUGGUUCAUGAGAUCAUAAGAGGAUUGUUUGUGUUUUCUGAUGGAGGAGAGAAUCAGCUUUACAUUUACAGUUAAGUCUGUAAAACAUGAUCACCUAAACCUUUGUGACAUCGUUAUGUAUAACAGACAAAGAAAUUACAAAUCGUAAAUAAUAUUCGGAUUACCAAAGUAUUUUAGCUGCUGCCUUGCAGUUCAUCUAUUCAUUUCAUGUUUGUGAAAGUGAGAUUCCCGUAUGGCUCAGUCACAAAAAAAACCACAUCCUUCUUGCCACAGCAGUAAAAUUAGGACGUCAACCUCUUUGCUACUUGAUACUUGUCCAAUGAUUACAUUUUUUUUUUUUUUCACAUUUAGCAGUUGAUUGCAAGUAGUUGUGGCAACCAACUAUCCAGAGGUUAAGGGUGUCAACCUGUGGACAACCACUUUUGCGAUCACAAAACAGCUGCACACCAAGUGAGAGGCAACCAGUCUCUAAACAGUUGCAGUCUGACUUUUACUGACUGCAAUCUCUAUCAGACUGGUGAAUGUUUCCAAAUAACUGCGGUCUGGUUUAUAAAUGCAGACCGACUGCUUGCGUGUCGCCAUUCGAAAGUUUAUGCUUGCUAUUUGUGGAGGAAUUUUGAAUUUUUGUUUCAAAUCUAUCAAUGAGGUUCUAGUGGAAGUCUGAAUGUAAGUAGAUAAUGUGAAUUUCUGUGUAAUGUGAAUUCCCUUGAAUGAUUUGCAACACCCGGUAACAUAUUGAUGUAAUAUUAGGGCUGUGCGAUAUGACCAAAAUCUUAUAUUCCGAUAUAAGAAUUCUGUCGUCCCGAUAACGAUAUA